CUUCGGGGUGUCUGGAUGUGUUUGCAAAGUGCUAAUCUCUAGCGCAUGAAGAAAAAAGAAAAAAAAACUCCCUGAUAUUUGAGGCGCUGCAGGGUUUGGCCAGCAUGCCCAUUGCGCGCCCCUCUCAGCCCCCAAAGCAACCCGCCCGUCCAGCGCUGGAGUCACACGGAGCACCGCCUGCGUGUCAGUGCAGUCGACUUACAGCUGGCUGUGAGGAGCACUGACUCUUUAUCACCGCGAUAUGUUCACCCAGAAAAGUAGCCUUAACUUGGCAUCAAUCCUCUUCGGGGUUUAAUUUUAUUAAAGGGAUUUCAAGGAAACAAAAGUUUGAGGCUGGGACUUUAAAACAUUUUUCUCUCUCGCUUUUUGACCGACGCUUGAGGAAGAAGAAGAAGAAAAAGCUGGUCUUUUUUGAGGGGGGUAAAAACUCGAUAAAUGCUUCUAACGAAAAUGGACCUGUUGAAUUACCAGUACCUGGACAAAAUGAACAACAACAUUGGCAUUCUGUGCUACGAAGGUGAAGCAGCUUUGAGGGGGGACCCCAGACUCCAGUCGCUGUCUCUGUCCUCUUCUUCAUCCUCCUCCUCUUCGUCCUCGUCCUCCUCAUCGUCCUCCUCCAUCUCCAACCACAGGACCGGUCCUCCUCCCAUCAGCCCCACCAAGAGGAAGCUGAGUGGGGACCAGGGGGACAGCGACAUGGACGACAAUGAGCACGUGGCAAAGAUGAGCCGGCUGUUUGCCGCACAGCUGAAGCCUAAUGGAGACUACCGCAGCUCCCACAUCUCCAAGGACCAGAGCCGGAGCCCAAUCGAGCGCGUGGUGGUGCCUGGCCCUCUGGGAGUCCACAGCAACCACCUGUACAACCACGCCCACCAUCACCAUCAUCACCACCACCACCUUGCCUCCCUAGCUGGCAUGGACCAGCCACUGGCGCUCACCAAAAACAGCAUGGUGGAACCUGCACGCAGCAGCACGGCGGCUCUGGCCACGGUGCCGCAUGCCGUCAGCGCUGUAGAACGCCAGCAGAAUCGCCCUUCAGUGAUCACAUGCGCCCCAGCCAACAACCGCAACUGCAACCAGUCUCACUGUCCGGUCUCCCACAACGGCUGCACCAGCCUGGCUAACAACUACAGGAGGAUCAACACCAACACGGCCUGCGACCCGGUGAUCGAGGAGCAUUUCCGCCGCAGUCUGGGGAAGAACUACAAGGAGCCGGAGCCCACCGCCCCCAACUCCGUGUCCAUCACCGGCUCGGUGGACGACCACUUCGCCAAAGCCCUGGGCGACACCUGGCAUCGGAUUAAAAACAAGGGGAGCCCCUCGUCGUCGGGCAACAGCCCAAACUCCUCCCCUGACAGUCUCAUGGUCAAUCACAACCACUCCCCUUCCGUGGUGUCCUGAAGGAAGAAGGGUUGAAGAGGGGAUCCUCCCCCCAACCGCCGCGGCUCUAAUACCCCCCGCCCUCGUCACUUUGGUCUAUCACCAGCAUCCCAGAGGGAAUGCCUGCCUGCUGGUCUGCUAAAAACAUUUAACCCCCCCAACUCCCCCUGUUCGCCCCCACUCAGAGGAUUGGUGAAGAAGUAUAUCAGACAAUAAUCAAUAAUGAGCAACGAUGGUUGGACUUUGAGACUCGACCGGAGCAUCGAGCGGCUCCUUCCCUGCAUGUCGAGAGUGGAGCUGAGCAUCCUGUCAGUAGUUACUUGUACAUAAAGAAUAGAGGGGGGGGGGUGUAUUUUAAUAAUUCAUUUUCAUCUUUUGUGUUUCUGUAACCGUAGUUUUGUGUACUACUUUUGCAUUGCGAGAUGUCCGAUGUCAGAAACGAUAAGUGUGAAACACUUUGGAGGAAAACCAACCACACGACCCACAGAUGUUUGUCUCCUUCUGUCGCCCCCCCUGUGCUGGAUUUUACUGCCGUAUGUGUACACCGUCGUACAAGUGAAAGGGUGGUGUGUCAACAUCGUAAUCUGCCUCUGCACACACACACACACACACACACACACACACACACACACACACACACACACACACACACACACACACACACACACACACACACACACACACACACACACACACACACACACACACACACACACACACACACACACACACACACACACACACACACACACACACAGGGGCUGAUUAAGUGGAUUUCUACACAGUCUGGUGAAAUCCAGCUUCUGUUGAUUACACAAACUGUUAUGGUCAAAUCUACCUGGGAAUAAUUCUGACAGAAAAGCAAAAGCCCCAUUAGUAGUAGUAAAAAAAAGAAGUGCAUUUUGGGAAAAUAGAUUGACACCAGCAGGGCUGGGCGGUAAACAGACGUGAGUCGCUGUAGUUGAGUGUUUGUAGAGCAGCGGUCUUUUACACAUGCCUUUUUGUUUUAAAUAGCUGGUAUCUAUUAAUUAUUUUGAAGCAGCAUUUCAAUCAACUACUAUACUAUACGCCUUUUUCCAUUUGGACGUUAGUUGUUACUUUUUCUGUUGUCAGUAACAAACAUCCACACUUUACACUCACUGCUGGGUCAGUUGUAUGCCAUAUUAUUGUUUUUUAUUACAAUGCUUGUAUUUGUUUCCAGUUAAUCAGUAUGGUAACACACGCAUGUGUAGUGGCACAGCCUCCGGACAGGCUCUGUUUAACAUGGAGCCAACAAAGGCUCCUCUUGAGAUGUUGAUCCAUCGGCGGUACGGGAUGCUGAGACACACUCGGUGGGGUCUCCGCAUGGGGGCCGCUAGCAACGCGGCAAUGCUUUUGAGGAACUCGGCGAUUGUCAGUUUUUUUUCUUUCUUUUUUUCUCCUGACUUUCUUUUUGUACUUCAAUGCUUUCUUUUUUUCCUGAACAACGUUGUAGGGUUACUGCUACAGUCUGAAAUGAUUUUGACUGUUGGAGAGCCAUGGUGGCAUACAUUCCUCCUCUAGGGACCUUUGUACAGGCCUCAUACACACUGUGUCUUCAUGCCAACACACUACACAAAUAACUAGUCCCUGGGGAUUUGGGACUUUUCCAGACUUACAAGGUUCUCUUUUCCUCUGCUUUUUUUUUUGUUCUUGCGUCAACCAAAUUGGCCAUACUACAUGAUUAAGAAAAAAAAAGUAGUUUGAUACCUAUCUUAUAGGAGAGAAUUUGGGCUGACCAUGAUGUGAGGUCAGUGUUCUAUCUACAGAAUGAUGCCUGAUGGGUGAGCCCACUUUAAACCAGAGCCCUUUAGGUAGAAGGUAGUCUGUGUUCUCGAAGGUCCACACAUUCCAUCCUCCACUGAACAGAUGAACAGCGGUGAAAGUUCGAUACACAAAAGGGUUUUGAUCACAAUGCAACUGGCAGUGAAUGAAUUCCCAGAACAGUCCUCCCAGUUUAAAUGAGCUUUCUGUGAAAGGUGCAGUGGUUUAAACAGUGAUUCUCAGCAGCCAGAGUGGGGGGAGCCUCAGGAGCUGAGCUUCUGUAAGCUGGACUUAAGUUGGGAGACUGAGCUGAAUGUCUGUUGGCAGUGCCACCCCCCCCCCCCCUCCCUCUGAUUCUAUUGACCUUGAUUAAGUUUGUAUUAAGAAAACACGAGGGAAAAGGGCUCCGUGUCCAGAGGGUUUUGUAAUGCGAUCGUUGUUUCUCAUCAUUUCACUACCACCCUGUAAGUAGCUGGCUCUCUUUCUGCUACACCAUGUAGGGACAUCAUUUAAAGUAAAAAAAAUAAAAUAAAAAAAAACUAAGUAACUAUAAGACCAUCGUCACGCUGUGCGUAACGAAUGUACAGAGAAAAAAAAAACGUAGGUAUUUUUUUGAGGAUCAAUUAAUUUGUUAAUGAUAUGUAGUUAUUUAAUUGUUGUUUUUCCCUGUCCUUAUAUUGUAAUCAUUGCAUUUUCUUUUUUGUGAAAAAAGUUGAUCUUUUUUGUUUCUAGUUUGUCUUGUCAGAGUAAAGGUUCAAGUGCAGGAACACAGUAAACGUAUGAAACCACAAUAAGCCACUGGUGUGUAGGUGACAAUCGCUAAUUCCACUGGUCCCCAGAGUCUGCAAUCAUCAAAGAAGGUUGGCUUUCAGAGCCCUCUGGAGCGAGAAGACAGUUUUGCAUUAACUGAACAUCAUUUUGCCACUAGCCAAGUGAGUCCAGCAGAUAAGUCGAGAAUAAUAAACAAAUCUAAUUUAAAAUAAUUUCCACAUGGACAUUUAGACAGACUCCCUCCAUUUCCAUUUAACUGUCUAAGCAGUGAAUGAGCGUCAUUCUGCAUUUGUAAUCAAAUAACAUGAAACUUGUGCAGAAAGAUUCAAAGAGGAGUUGGAAUUUACUCUGACUGCAUCUCAUUGUCCAGGUCUGAAGUGGAAGUAGGAUGUAAUUCGUGGUAGUAAUACUCUGAACUGUGUAACAAAAAAACAAAAAAAAAUUGUAUCAAAACAGUCAAUAUGUGGCUCUGUGUCUCCUACUGAAAAGGUUUUGGCAGGCCACCUUUUUUUGUACGUAAAGUAGCCUUGAUGAACAAUAAAGUGCUUUUAAACCAC
Pungitius pungitius (ninespine stickleback) is the source of this 4490-nucleotide messenger RNA. RefSeq names its product vestigial-like family member 4b (gene vgll4b). Gene Ontology annotation, biological process: negative regulation of DNA-templated transcription. Gene Ontology annotation, molecular function: transcription coactivator binding. Lineage: Eukaryota; Metazoa; Chordata; Actinopteri; Perciformes; Gasterosteidae. The coding region runs from base 436 to 1401 and encodes 321 amino acids. The record is from RefSeq and is a predicted model, not a curated record. The transcript has 5 exons.